This is a messenger RNA of Drosophila eugracilis, 1146 nucleotides long. RefSeq names its product sodium/potassium-transporting ATPase subunit beta. Gene Ontology annotation, biological process: potassium ion import across plasma membrane; intracellular sodium ion homeostasis; sodium ion export across plasma membrane. Gene Ontology annotation, molecular function: ATPase activator activity. NCBI's taxonomy places the organism in Eukaryota, Metazoa, Arthropoda, Insecta, Diptera, Drosophilidae. Gene Ontology annotation, cellular component: sodium:potassium-exchanging ATPase complex. The transcript has a single exon. The coding region runs from base 118 to 1059 and encodes 313 amino acids. The record is from RefSeq and is a predicted model, not a curated record.
UGAAUAUACUUUUUUAAUAUUUUACUUUUUUUUGUUCUUUAAAAAUUAAAUGAAAUACGCAUUUUCCAAAGAAAGCUUUUUUAAAUACUUCAUAAAACGAAACAUUUAUAAUUGAACAUGCCGAAUGAAGCGAUUAUAUACUCAGGACCGUACGAGGUUGGACGCCUUCGCCGCCGGCGUGAUCGGCGGGUGGCGGAAUACCUCUUCAGGCGAUCGAUUCGCACCAGCAACCCGGUUCCCGAGAUGACACCCAUCCGUAUUGCCAAGCUAGUGUUAUACUUCAUGGCCUUCUCUGUGGUACUGGCAGCUUUCACGGCCGGAAUGGCCUCGAUAUUAAUUACAUACAGUAUACCGCCGGAUAUACCGGGGUGCAGGAAGUUUCCCGGACUUAGCACAAUGCCCGGGCGGUCUGUAGGGGACCAAAAGCAAAUCGUUUGGUGCAGUGAAAACGAAAAGCAACUAGGAGCAAUACGGCGGCAGUUGUCGGAUAUGGUGGAAGGAUACGGUAUUGAAGGUCCAAAACGCAUGAUGGGUUGCAAUCUUGACGAUAGUUGGGGCUAUGCCUCUGGCAAGCCCUGCAUUCUGAUGAAGCUCACCCAAGCACUCGGCUUCGAGGCAAUCACGUAUAACGAUGCCAUUUCCUUGCCCGAUAUCGCUCCGGAUGAACUCUAUAAUUACGUGUCGGAUCUUGGCAUGGAGGAGCGUCUAAACCGCAUCUGGGUUGCCUGCCAGGUGAAGAAGGAGGAUGAUUUGGAUGUUAUGAUCGACUAUGUGCCUGAGCGCUUCUUCGACGCCGAAGCGCUUUUUACAAAUAUGAAUAUUUUUCUCAACGAUUCCUCAGAUAACGAUGGUGGUACUUACACCGAGGACCCUAGCGUCAGGCGUAUCAUUGGUGUUCAGUUCAAGAAUAUACCACCCAAUCGGGACGUUUUAGUCCGGUGCCAAGUGUGGGCCAAGAAUAUACCCUUCCAUAUGGGAACCGCCAGGUUCCUAUUGCACAACACGGAACCUAUCCACCCAACGACUCCAUUAUUACUGGAUGAGUGGUACGAAAACUGAUUGGAUGUUUGGCUUUAAGUCUUGAUCUUUAGAUUGAAUACUAUACGUUAAUUUUUUUUAAUUUAUGUUUCAAUCUACUAGUAUAUA